This is a messenger RNA of Symbiodinium necroappetens, 864 nucleotides long. Lineage: Eukaryota; Dinophyceae; Suessiales; Symbiodiniaceae. The record is from the annotation of a GenBank genome assembly.
AUGAAAGGGCUCACUCGCCGGCUCUUCCUGCUGGCCUUUCCUGUUCUACUUCUCGGGAUCGUUUUCGCACCCAAUCCCAAGCUGCUGCUGGGAGACUUUGUUGGAAGACACGUGCAGAUUGCUCGAAAUCUGGCUGGAAUCUUUUUCUUCUUCAUGGUGUUGACGCCAGAGACGGCACAUCCGCAGCUGGCCGCACUGCAGCAUGUCGUGCAAGGGAUGCACGCACACACAGAUUCUCUCGACUCUGUGUCUGCCCUCGAUCGAGCCAUCGACCUGGUUGAUGAUUUCGGAUGGAAUCAUGGCUUCCUCAUCAAUGUCGGCGAUGUCAAGGGCAAGAUUUUGGAUUCUGCAGUGCAGCAAAGGCUCGAUAAUGGUCCUGGAGAACUCAAGCUGGCGGUAGAGCUGGGAACAUUUGUAGGCUACGGCACGCUGCGCCUCGUACGCAUGCUGAACCACACAGGUGCCGAGAUCAUUACAGUGGAUCCCGACAUUUUUGCGUACACGGUGUCGAGCAGCCUUUACGAGCAAGCCCAAGUGAGAAGCCGCAUCACAAUGAAGACCAACUAUUCGUAUAAUGUGUUCGCAGAGCUGAAGAAACAGGGAAGAACAAUUGAUUUCCUCUUUGUCGAUCAUGUGAAGAAGCUGUACCUCCCAGACCUGAAGUUGGCCGUGGCGAGCGGAGUCCUCGCAAAAGGAUGCGUGGUCGUCGGGGACAACAUCCGCUCACCAGGGGCCCCUGACUACAAGAAAUAUCUGCUGGAAGGGGAUGGGAGCAAGCUCUUCAGCACCGAGGUUCAUCGAACUCAUGUCGAGUACUGGAGAUUGUUCCCGGACGAGAUGACCGUCAGCACGUAUCUUGGGUGA